This is a messenger RNA of Entelurus aequoreus (snake pipefish), 2745 nucleotides long. Its product is annotated as SWI/SNF-related matrix-associated actin-dependent regulator of chromatin subfamily B member 1-like. Lineage: Eukaryota; Metazoa; Chordata; Actinopteri; Syngnathiformes; Syngnathidae. The coding region runs from base 157 to 1263 and encodes 368 amino acids. Gene Ontology annotation, biological process: regulation of transcription by RNA polymerase II; chromatin remodeling. Gene Ontology annotation, cellular component: nuclear chromosome; nucleus. The transcript has 9 exons. Gene Ontology annotation, molecular function: transcription coregulator activity. The record is from RefSeq and is a predicted model, not a curated record.
UGAUGGCGGUAUAACACAUCUUAAGUGGUUUGCUAACCGCCAACUAAGGGGAAGAAGAAAAAGACGACGAAGAAGAAAAAGACGACGAAGAAGAAAAAGAAGAACAAUACUAAAAGAGACGCAUAGAACCAAAGCUAAUCUUUCUUAACUACAACGAUGCAGUUGGCUUUAAGUAAAACAUUUGGUCAGAAGCCAGUUAAAUUUCAGUUGGAGCAGGAUGGCGACUUUUACAUGGUUGGUUCGGAGGUGGGAAACUAUUUACGUAUGUUUAGAGGCUCCUUAUACAAAAGAUAUCCAUCGUUAUGGAGGAGGUUGGCCUCUGUGGAGGAAAGGAAGAAAAUUGUGGCGUCAUCACAUGCCACCAGUGUUACGCUGCUGAAGGCGUCAGAGUGUGAAGAGAUCUUUGAAGGCAAUGAUGAGAAAUACAAGGCAGUGUCCAUCAGCACGGAGCCCCCGCUGUACCUGAGGGAGCAGAAAGCAAAGAGAAGCAGUCAGUGGGUCCCUACGCUGCCAAACAGCUCCCACCAUUUAGAUGCAGUGCCUUGUUCCACGACCAUCAACCGCAACCGCAUGGGUCGGGACAAGAGGAGGACCUUCCCACUGUGCUUUGAUGAUCAUGAUCCUGCAGUGAUCCAUGAGAAUGCUGCCCAGAUAGAGGUGUUGGUACCCAUCCGCCUUGACAUGGAGAUAGACGGGCAAAAACUCAGAGAUGCCUUUACGUGGAACAUGAAUGAAAAACUGAUGACCCCAGAGAUGUUUGCAGAGAUUUUGUGUGAUGACUUGGACUUGAAUCCUCUGGCCUUUGUCCCUGCCAUCACAUCAGCCAUACGUCAACAGAUAGAGUCGUACCCGACUGAUAGCCUGUUAGAGGAGCAGGCAGACCAGAGAGUCAUUAUCAAGCUCAACAUUCACGUAGGAAACAUCUCUCUGGUAGACCAGUUUGAAUGGGACAUGUCAGAACGUGAAAACUCUCCUGAGUCGUUUGCACUGAAGCUAUGCUCUGAACUCGGUCUUGGGGGAGAAUUUGUUACCACGAUCGCUUACAGCAUUCGAGGACAGCUCAGCUGGCACCAAAGAACGUAUGCCUUCAGUGAGAACCCGCUUCCCACUGUCGAGAUUGCCAUCCGUAACACAGGCGACGCCGACCAGUGGUGCCCCCUUCUAGAGACACUCACAGAUGCUGAAAUGGAGAAGAAGAUCCGAGACCAAGACAGGAACACAAGACGUAUGAGACGACUGGCCAACACUGCUCCAUCUUGGUAAGGCAAGAAAGCACACCUGAUGAUCUCCUUCAUUGACCAGACGUUUUCCAGACGAUUGAGGAUGUUCAACCAUCAAUACCCCAGAAGUGUUUUUUUUUACGUUGUUUUUUCAAUCAUGAACAUAUUCACAUGUAGUCCGUGACUGGAACAUAAGCGCACAGCCAAACAAAUCAGCUUACACUUUUUUUAUGCCACAUUACAUUUCAAUUAAUGAUGCAAUCAACCUUCAUGUUUAUUUCUCUCUGAUAAUGAAGAUAACCCAAAUCAAUGUAUGAAAUCACUUGACCUUCUUUCGUCUUUACAAUUGGUCUAAGAAGAAGAUGAUAAUGAAUACAUUGCUUUUAAAGUGCUUCUUUAAACACCUUUUAAUUUGGGAAAUCAAUAACUCUGUUACCUCAAAUGUCAGACAUAUAUUAAACACCUCACUAAGAUCAAGUUCUUCAAUAAGAAGUAGUUAUAAAUAGUUGAUGUUUCAAAUUCACUCAUUCAACCCUCUCGGGAUAUACUAUUUUAAUUAUUUAAGCAAAACAGCACAAAACGUCCUUAAGUUUUUGAAGGGUGCUAAACAUUUUUUGUUUCCGUUGUUUGCUCACAUUUCUCAAACUUCAGUCCUAAACAAAAAUAUCAAACAUGUAAUAAAAAAAAAAUGGACCCUUUUGAAGACCCUUUGAUCAAAUAAUAUCAGUUUUAAAUUAGUAAAAUAACUAAUUGUAUGCAAAUGUAUACUAUUUAAAAACUGUGACAUCAUUUAAUCAAAAUACCUUCAAAUGGUUACAACAGUGAUGAGUAAAUGACGCUUUACUGAGUAUAUGUCACACUCACUAGCUGUAUUGACACUGCACUGAUACUGUGUUAAGUGAUAUCUACUGGAUUCAAAAAGUAAUUACAUUUGACAUGCAAAUACAAUUAAUUGUUAGCAAAUGACAAUAGCUGCACAAAAAUGCAAUCAGGUGCAGCUUUGUUCAAUGACCCAAACAGUAUACGGGGAGGGGGGGGGGCGGCAUUUACCCUAUUUGGCGCUAUUAGAUCGAAAUGAUUCCAGACUUCGGAAUGUUUGCCUUUCCUUAGUUCCAUUCAUAUGAUGGUGGUGACGAAAACCAACGUCAAACAUGGCACGCCACUCAUCCAACUUCUUUUAAUACAAGCGGUCACUUGUGAGCCGAAAGAAGCGCUUACUGAUAAACUCAGUUUAUUGCUUCACAGUCAAACGACACCUGUAUCGAUCAGGCGUUUUUUUUCUUUAGAGUGACACACGCAUUGAGGGACACAGUAUUACUCCUGGUGUAUCAUGAGACAUCAAUGCUCUGCUAUCAGUUGACCCUUGACUAGUUUCAAAUAAAAAAAAGUUAAACAUUUUUACAUGUUUGGUAUUUUUUUUAGGGUUAAAAUUGAGAGAUUUGAUCAAAAAGGUCAACAAAAAUAUGAAUUCAUAAUGGUUUGUAUGCCCUUUGAAAAAUGAAAGAUAUAAAAGACUUGUAUCGUU